AUGGAAAAUAUGGAAAGUUUGGGGCCAAUGAAGGUCGCUAAUCAACAACCUGACAUCAGAUUGGAAAUACCCUUGGUAAAUCGUUAUAAUAAUAUAGUUUAUUUUCCUGACCUUUUGAAGAAAGCGGGAAUUGAAAUUAAGAAAACACCACGAUACGUUUCCGGAUCAGAUACAGAAUUAUCUGAUUUCGAAGCUCCCGAUGAUUUACAGUUAACGAAAGACUCUAAUAAUGAAGGUGGAUUCUUUGAAAGAAUCCUAGAAAAUGCGGAAAUUUAUGCUGAACAGGAAAAAAAUAAUAAGAAACGGAAAACCAGAGGCAACAAAAAAGAACAACAAUAUGAUACAAGUGACCCCUUCAUAGACGAUAGUGAAUUAGUUCCUCUACAACGUAAUUUCGGAAAAGCCCGCCCUCAAAUUGAUGGAUAUUUCGUGUGGCAGGGACCCUUAGAGAUUGCAAAUCAGGAUGAAGAAGACGAAGAACAACCUAAGAAAAAAACAAAACGAAAACAAAAAUCUACAGAAGAAGGUGCACCUAAGGUACGCAGGAAGCGUACUAGCAAAAAAACCGAAGAAACUGGGGCCGAUAAUAUCGCAAAACAACCCCCUGCUAAAAAGAAAAGGGGGUCAAGAAAAGCAGCAAUCAAUAAUGAAAGUCAAAAAGAAUCACAAUUAAUGACAGAAAGUAGCUUAAAUUCACUUAAAACGCUUAAUGAAGAAACGAACAAAAUGGAAAUUUCCGUAUUUGAUGUUCACAGUUUAACGUCAGAAGUUUCUAAAACAUUUGAAAUUAAUAAGACGCCAGGAAAAAAGAAGAAAAUUUAUUCAGUGGAAAGUGUUAACCCGGAGGUCCAACGACUUUUAAAUAUUUUUAAACAACAAAUUGAAAAAGAAUCUUUUGAAGUUAAAUCAAAAUUCCCCCCAAACCUCAAGAAUCCAUUAACGGAUAUUUUAGUGAAGGCUUACGAACUUAAUCAAUUCAAUGAAAAUCUUUUUAAAAUUUUGACGAACAUGUUACCUUAUAAUAAAUUUACGAUAACUCGUCUUUGUCAACGAACAUUGUAUCCAAAAACACUUAUUGACAUUCAGAAGAAAAAGGCUGAAUUAAUUGAACAAUUAAAAAAUGCGGUAGAUGCAAUUACACCUCGAUCGGAUAGUAGUUUAAAUAAUCGACCAUCUAAGGACUCAUUCGGUAAAAAAUUCCGUUGGGAUGACACAACUCGACGACUUUUAUGGCGAAUAGUUCAAGAAGAAAUGGCUUGGGUUAGCAUGAGCAAUGAACUUAAUGAAGCGGAUGAGAAAUCAGAAAGACAUUCUGAACAAACUUGUCGAAAGAGUUUAUAUCAAGCGUUAUUGAAAAUAUGGCCCACUGAUUGGAUGACAUCUUAUGAAAUUGCACGUGUGUAUAGUGCCUAUAAAAGAUAUCUUAGAGAUCGAGUCGAAAGUUGUUAA
This is a messenger RNA of Diversispora eburnea, 1449 nucleotides long. The record is from the annotation of a GenBank genome assembly. NCBI's taxonomy places the organism in Eukaryota, Fungi, Glomeromycota, Glomeromycetes, Diversisporales, Diversisporaceae.